Molecule: messenger RNA, 9953 nt
Organism: Paramuricea clavata
Lineage: Eukaryota; Metazoa; Cnidaria; Anthozoa; Malacalcyonacea; Plexauridae
Source: the annotation of a GenBank genome assembly
GGCAGAAUAAUAAGUAAACACAGUAUGACAUGACGAAGUGAAGACAUGCCGCUUCUUACUGCACUGAGAACGAUAUCAAAGAACAGUCGUCUGUUGCGAUACGGCGAUUCUUUCAGUUCUUCGCAAAGGUAUCUGAUAAGGGCAAGAAGGAGAAGUGAUUUUAAAAAAACUAAAAGGCCAUUCCAUCAAAGUUUUGGGGCUUCAGAGAAGAUUUGUGACCGCAACUUGAAAGUAAACAUCGAUAAAAACCACAUUUAUGGAAGAGUCGCAAUUGUACAUGUAAACAAAACGAGAAAUAUGGCUAGUGAACAAGGGGGAACGCGAAUAGAUGCGUCCGAAAAGGAAAGCGAUGAUUUAUCGUUGCCUUUUUGGAUAUUCUUAUGGUCUUUCCUUGCUGUUAUUGCUGGGUUUAUAUACUCAAAGUUAAACAAGCAAAGAGAGACAGAUUUGGAACUGAAAUCAGGUGAUAAUCAUAGUAGAAACGAUGAAGACAUUGCAAGGAAAUUGGUUAACGAGAUUGCGAAAAAGGAUUCGGGGAGGAAGCCUACAUUUCGGCGUCAGAGAAGUUAUGAAAUUAUCGAUGGAGAGGUCCGUAUUCACUACGAUGUCUCGAUGAUUGACGAUUCACUAUAUAAAAGCGCAAACAUCGAAGGGUUUUUAAAAACGGCUGAAGUGGAAAGCAUACCGAUUCAAAGCGCAAGUUUAGAUGAUUUAGAAUUUAUAUAUCCAGGGAAAUUACCACGAAUAGUUGAAGAAGGGGAUGAGGAGCUAUUAGAAGAUCAAAGCGAAGAGCAAGCGUCAUUAGCCAGCGUUUAUAUAAACGAAGGAAGCCCAGACAGCAAAGGUAAGGAACAAAUUAAUACUGAAAAAGUAGACAACAUUUUAAACUAUAACAAAAUACAAAUUUUGAAGCAAAUGGAUUACAUUUUGAAGGGAAACAGGGUGAAUUUCCCACAAAUUUUGAAACAAUAAUACAGGAAACUAUAAUCCCCACUGAGUCAAUCAAUGAUGCGAAUAAAAUUACAAGCGUUUCGCAAAAAGACAAUUGCGUUGAAUUGAGUCAUCAAGCCGAAACGGAUUUGAAAGAAAUAAAAAAUGAAACUUUAAAUGAAAGUUCAGACUAUGAUAAAUCGAGCUCAACUUCUGGGGACAGUGUCAUUGAAAAUGUGGCUGCAAAUACAAAGUCUAUUAACACGAGUAGAAAUUCCUCACAUAACUCAAAUAUUACAAGUACUUCUGUUUACAAAUUAAGCCAAGUUGAAAAGACCCAGGAGCAUACAUUUACUGUAACUAGACGAGAAAUUACUAAAUUGAAAAGCAAUGAAGAAAAGAGUCCCAGAUUUGACUCGUUUAAGGAUGAAACAAGCUUUCCUUUAGUCAAGACAAAUGCAGGAAGAGAAACAGCUGAAAUUAUUGAUAACAGUUCACAGCUUAGCAGGGAUUUGGAAUGUGAUAGCUUCAUGUCAAAACAGGGCAUUAAAAUCAGACAAUCUGGUUUACGUUCAGAAGAUAAUGUUGAAUUAUCGGAUUCAUUGCUUCUUGAAAAGGGGGCAAGAAAUGAAAAACUGGAUUGUGGAACAAAUGUGGAAGUUAAACAUUUUGGCCAACAAGAAGAAACCUUAUCCAAAGAGGAUCAAAUAUGCUUAAAUGAAGUACACUGCAAUGAUUAUGACAUUAACAAGUUGGUUCAACAAAAAUUAGACAGUAGCAAUUUUCACAAAACAUCCCCAAAACAUGAACAAAUUGUGAAGGAAUUAUCUUCGGGGGAUGUUUACGAAUGCCCAGACACCUCGUUAGAUGCAAACGAGGCUGUUAACGAAUGCCCGGAAAGCUCAUUGCAGGAACCUCAUGUUUUGACACGCCUUGAUGAAGGCAGUGAUAUCCUGGUCGAUAAUUCUGGUGAUAUUUUGUUUAAAGUGAUCGGCCCAAGCAUUGAUGAAGUGUACUUUGAAGACAUUGUUGAAAGUGAUGAACAACUUUGUGAGAAAAUCAAUGUCGGAACCCUAGAUGAAAAUGAAAAUUAUGACAAGUUUGGUUGUAAAGAUGAGCUUGCAAAAAACUGGAAGUCUUUGCCGUCAUGGGAAGGCAUUCAUGACAUGAAACAUUGUGAGUUAAACAGCGAUAGUUCCGAUGUUGAUUACAUCGAUGUUGAGAAGAAUGGGGUAGACGAUACCAAGAUAGAGGAAGAAAAUUCACGAGUUUUCCAUGUUGGAUCGAUGGAAGUCAAAAACAAUGAACUGGAACAGAAAAUCUCUGGCAUUACCAGCGAACAAUUUCCAAUGCAAAAUGCAGAAGAAUUAUUGUUUAACAAGGACAUCAAAGAAGCUCAUUUACUAACCUUUGAAAACACAAUUGGAUCGAGAAAAACUAUAUUUGUGAAAGAUGCUGCAGAGCCUGUUUCUACUGAUGAAAGUCAGGAAAGUUUUAUUGUGGAGAUUGGUUCUGAUGUUUCCAUGGGAGGUGUUGAGGACAUUACCCUGUUUGGAAAAGUGCAAAAUGAAAAUACCAAACCAGACACAUUGGGAUGUGAAAUCUCUGGUGAGGACCAAUAAGAGGACUGUAUAUUGCACACAAUUGUAGUGUAAUGUACAGUAUGGCUGGGUUUCACUAAACAUUACAGGACAGUAGAUGGUGGCCAACUGCAGGAAUGAUGACAUUUAUACGAGCAAGGAUGCUACAUCUCUCAAUUCUAUGUCCUGACUGCUGAAUACAGUACCAUUGUAUAUAAUGAAAAUAGAUGUCAUUAUUUUCUCUGAUAAAUGCAGGUUGAGCACCAUCUGCUGCACGACAGUGAAACCUACCUGUACUACACAUUUAUGCACUUAGAAUAACUUAACAGACAAGCAAUGGUGAUUCUAAAUUGAUUGCACAUCAAAAUUAUUAUCAAGCACUCAGUGGCGAAUCCAGCCCGACAAUUUGGUCAUGCUAUGCAUUAUUUCUGUGUUCAUGGACCGUAAAAACAAUCAUUUUCUAAAGAAAUGAAUAAUGAUAAUGAUGUAAGAUUUGCAUAGCAUGACCAAAUUUGCAGGCUGACCUCACCACUGCAAGCACUGCUUGGACUAAAUACCACUUACAGUAAAACAGGGAUGCAUCCAGCUGGUAGGGAAGAUGAUCUUCGAGGUUUCGUCAUGAUCCAGGGUGUGCUGUUGACCAAGUUCGUAAUCACUACAGGAGUCUUGCUUCACAAUUUCACAAUCAUGUUACUAUCCCAUUUUAUUUUCCUUUUGGCAAUUGUCUUUCCAAAUAAAAAGAAAGAUUUGAUAAGGAAAUUGGCAUCCACCUUGGACCUCCCCCCCCCCCUGGCAAGGCUAGAAGGGGUGUGCACCCCCUACACACCCCAUCCUGUACCCACACACACCCUAGUAUAUCCAUCUCUGCAGUUAAGAAGAAACUUCCUAAGGGCUAGCAAUGUUGAAUUAUAAGCACUAUGUAAUUUUGUACUUAAUUUAAAUUAAGGGAUCACUGCACUGUCAAAGUGGGGCAUUAAUGUAUCUUUUUAUUGCACUCUCAAUCUCAUUGUUACUAAUAUUUUCUGAAAUGCAACCAUCCAAAUUGUAUACCAUCAUGAUCUCAAAGCAACUUACUAAACACUGUUAUUUUAGAGUAAAUGACAAGCUACUGCAUACAACAUGUUAAUCAGUGAUUUAACAAUAAACUAAACUAGUCAAAUCCUUUUUGAAAUCUUUGCUGAAAAUAUGGUGAUUAAGUAAAUUGCUAACAGAAGAAGUAAAGUCAAACAAUCAAAAUAAUUAAUUUUUGAGUUAAUUACUUUUUAAUAGAAAAUUAAUGGGUGAUUAAAAAGUGAUUUAAACUUUAAUGAACCACAUGUGCAACAGAUGGUUGUCAGCUGGCAGUUAUCAAAGAGAGAAAAAAUAUGAUUUGUAGCAAGUAAAAAAAUUGAGAGAUUUACAUAAUUUGUCUUGCUCUUAUCAGUGAAGUUGAACACCAUCUGCUGCCCUUGCUAAAACCUACCAAUACUAAAGGUAACUUCAAUGCGUUUAUGUAGAUGAGAUCUUAGUUGCUGAAGCUGUUGAAACACAAGAAGUCGAAGCUGAAUGUCCUACACCUGGUGAUGACAGUGUAUCAGAUGAUCCUGUGUUGUUUGCAAAAGCUAGUGUAGUUGAGGAAGACGUAUUGGUGGCCAAAAUCAUUACAGUACAAGACCCUGAACCUCCUAUAACGAACCUUGAUCUGUCCAGUUCAGGUAAAACCACAGAACAAACUGUUUUGACGAUUUCAGAAACAAUCACCAGUAAAACAAACUGUGCAGCAAAUUUAACAGAAGCAGAAAUUAAUUCCGUAACAUUUAAAAAUCUUCACUCACCUCCUGAACAAAACUGUACAACUUAUACAAACACUAAUGUCCAAAAUAUGGAAAACGGUCUAGUAUAUUCAGGCGUUGCAAAUAGUGGUUUCAAAACCCAAACCAGUUCAGUAAACACUGUCCAGACAGUGACAGAUAUAACCCAUACAAAGGUUCAUUCGAUAGUAAAGAAAUUUGAACAAGCUAGAAGACCAAACACUUUGAAACAAACGGAGAAUGGCAAUGCGUAUUUGAACAGUGAUAUUCAUGAAACACCUGUGAUUCCAAAGAACUAUAAACAAUCGUCUGAUGAUGUAGUUAAGGCAGAAAGUCAAUCGGUAGAGAGUUCCACUUCCAUUAAUUAUAAUGAAGACGGUGCUUUGCCAAAGGACCCCGAAUUCGUUGACAAUGGUCAGAUCUCUGAGCAGGCUAUUGUUUCAACUAUUACUGUUGAAAAUGAAGAAGCUAUACCAUCUGAUCUUAAAACUGAUGUACACUGUAUAGUUGAUGAUCCUGAGAUAUCUGAACAAGCUCCCGUUCCAGCUUUCAUUGUUGAAACGGAACAACCUAACCUAUCUGAUGAACCUUACAUAAAUUCUGAUAGUGUAAAUUUUGUCGAAAAUGUUCCUACUAACACGAAUUCAAUGGAAUUUGCAAGCGAUGGUAAUGGUGAACUGAAACCAGCUUCAGAUAAGAGUAUCAGUUCAAACGAACUGCCAAAUAUGUUGGAGUUAGGAUCAGAUGCAGAGGUGAAGAAUCCAGGAGAUAUAGCUGAGGACCCGGAAGAGAUCGUGAUUUAUGCAAAUCAAGUCACUGAAGUAAAUGCGUCUGAUGGUGAAAACUAUGUAGUUUGUGAGACGGUUGAAGCAAUUCAUGCAAGACCUGUGGAUGAUUAUGGUACUACGGUAGUUUAUGCUAGUCAAGUAAGUGAUUCAACUGCAGUAACAUAUUGCGGAGAUGGUAACAAUUUAAAACAAGCGAAUGGUAGCAGUGGUUUAGACAAAAGCAGCAGAGACAAGGGAAGUACUACGGUAGUCUAUGCAAAUGAAUCACGUGACAUUGUGGGUACUACGGUGACUUAUACUAAUCAAGACAGUGAGCCCGAUCCUCAGCCAAUUAUAGAAACUACCAAACCAUCUCACACCAAGAUUGUACCUCCCAAUCACAUCACAGAAGACGACAAGACUUCUACUUUAGAAAACUCAGACAUUGAUCUUACUAACUCUGUACCUAUUUCGCAACAACCAAACAGCGAAAGCCAAAGCUUUAUGGAAACUAGUUUUGAUGCCACAUUGUUAAUAUCUAGUCCAGUGACAAACGAGAGUUCCUCUGAGCUGCAAGAAAACAUUCUUAACAAUGAUAAGAUGCCUUCGUCAUCUAGCCCUGAACCACUGACAAACGGGAACGCUCAAGAGAUAAAAGAAGACACACUUGGCUUUGACGAAAUAUUUACAAACGCUAGCACCGAUCCAGUAACAAACCAAAGUCCUCUUGAGGUGCAAGAAAACAUAGUGAGCUUGGAUAAAUCACCUUCCUCAUCUAGUCCUGUUCCCGAGCCAAAAGAGAGUCACCCUGAAUCAUGGCAAAAGUUGCCUCGUGGUGAAACUGAUGUGGACAGUUUUAGUGACAUUGAUGAAAUUGAUAUAGAUAUUCUUCCUGAUGAGAACUACCAAAAAUCAAAAUCUGUGACAGAUCUCGAUGAGGCAUUAGCGUCCUUUGGAGGCUUAGACUGUCUUUCAAAUGAUGAUCAAGACAACAUGACUGGUGGCCUUUCCAAAUCUGUGCCUGAUAUUUUAGACAGUUGUCGCGAGGAAUUCCUGAGAGAAACCGUAGAAAACCCCACCGAAACACUUCAAAAGAAGAAGCUGUCUUUAUCUACUCCUGAAAUCAAUUCUAAACCAGGUUCUAAAAAAGUUACAAGGAUUAAGAUCGUUCAUGUGAAAUUCCUAGAAAUGCAAUCCGAUUCUGAAAACGUGGAUGAAGAUUCCUUUAUCUACGAAGGAGACUUUCCAAUUUCUGGAAAAAUGAAGCGAAAGAGUAGGAAUUUAUCUGAUGAGUUCAGCAGUCCUGUAGCUAGCCCACCUCCUGAUCUUAACAAAGAAAUUGCUCAAGAACGUUGGAUUGCAGAAAAAACGAACUUGAAGCAAUUAGAAUUUGAAUUUGGGGAUUUAUUUGAAAAUUCGCUAUCACCACCGCCACCACCAUUUGAAGAAAAUGACAUGAAGGGCGAGUCAACGAAUGACGGACCGAAUCAAGGUUCACAAAGUAACACAAAUAUACACGUAGAUGCUACAAAGUUUCAAGAUGCUUCGAUGGUUUAUUCCGUGCCGGAUAACUUAUCCUAUGAAACAUCUGGCCCAAUUUCCCGCACAAGUAAUAGUUUGAAGUCAACCUCGGAAUCUCAGGAUCCUACAUUACCAAACUCUUCUACACAAAAGCCCUCAUUAACUGACGUAAAGAACCACAGUUUUAGUACUGUUCAUGCAAGUACAACUAGUAUGACUAAUAGUUCAAGGUUUGAAGUACAGAAUCAAAGAACUGUAUCAAGACAAAGUACGUCUUCCACAACAACAUAUUCUAAGACAUCUGCUACGGCUUAUUCAAGUACACGUAUUGGUAGUGUCUCGAAAUUAAAAUCGGACAUUGAAAAAUCUAAUGAAGAUGUUAUUUCUGUACUGCCCCUUGAAACACAAGUCACCUCUUCAAUUGAAAAACUCCAUCAAACGUCAAGUACAAUUCGUUCAAGAACAAUUAUGAGCAGUGGCACUAAAUCAAAGGUUGAAUAUAAAAAUAUUCAAAACAGUCCACCACUAACUUCCAGUACUUCUGAGGCUGUAUCUCGGGCAUCAGGGAAUCAGGAAAUUCCAUCCCCAACUCCUGGUACUUUUGAGGCCGUCUCUCAGUCAUCAACGAAAACAGACUCUGUGGCAUUUAGAUAUACACCAGGAAAUUCACAUUCUUAUAGCACCGUACCAAAGCCUGUUCCUGAACAUGGAAAAUACGUUAUAAAAUCUGGAUUGAUCGCCACACAAUCCACAUCAAAACAAACUAACACCAGAAAUACAACUACCCAAGCGCGAUAUGCCGAUAACUCUAAUUCACCUAGACGCAUUGCAAAGUAUGUAGAAAGCCCUAAUUCAGCUAGACAUGUCACUACACAAGCUCGAUAUAUCGAUAGCCCUUCAUCGAGUCCGUCCAGCAGCCCUCGACAUGGGAUAAAACUUUCUGAAAAGUUUCGUAUGUCGGACGAAGGGAAACUAGCACAAAAACCAGGAGUACCCAGUGACCAGACUGAUGGUCACAUCUCAGUUACCAACCAGAUUGAUGGUCAGGUUGUACCUACCAACCGGACUGAUGGUCAGAAAACCAGGAAGUCCCACCAGCGAGGAUCGAGUAGUAAAGGACCGUCCCGGCAAGACGGUAGACUGGUUACUGUGAAAGGUGGGAUCAUUAGUGAUUACGAGUGUAGCAGUGAUGCUGAUUCCGAGAUGUCCUAUAAUGUCCCCUCACCUCGUAUCAAGGCGAAGAAAUUCCAUCGACCACUAGUACAUCGGGUCGACUCCGCUUCAUCUUCGGAACCCGACAGCCCACGAAGACAGAUGAAAGACGCUAGACGAAGUAUGAGCGAGUUGUUUGGUGUUGAUGAGGGAUCUCAGUAUUCAAGUGAUACCAGCAAAGAUGGUAGAGGUGUCGAUGGUUUUGGGAAAGAGAAAGGAAGUCAGAACUCUUUACGAAACCAAAAGUUGUUCUCACGAUUUGGAAACGUAGGACAAAGUGAUGAAACGGUAAGAAGACAGAAUGAAACCGUUGUGAACUCGAGCCCAUCUCAUGUUUAUCAAGCUAAAACUACUAUAUUUGAUCCAAGACCAAUAGAGCCAGAGGCGAACAUGGGACAGAAUAAAGAAAGAGUAGCGAGUCAAAACAUUGUAGAAAGAAACUCUAGUUCACUUAAUCUUCCCCAAGCUAGAGUUGCAACAUACGAUCAAAGAGAGCAAGAAGAUCGAAUUCCCAAUCCACGUUACAGCAAUGCUUUAGAAAAAAACCCUAGCCCACCAAAUGUCUACCAAGCGAGAGCUACCACAUUUGACCAAAGACGAACAGAUACCAAAACAUAUAACCCUCGCUACACGAAUGCUUUGGAAAGAAACCUCAGCCCAACAAGUUUCCUACAAGAAGGAAACCUCGAUGAUCACACGUCCCCCAAGACUGUGGAAUUUAAUCCAUUUGAAGACAUAGAAGGCCGAGAUGGUUUCCAACCGUUUGAGCGUUGUCAUUCACCAAGCAGUGUAUAUAGCGACACGUCAAGCGUGUUUUCAUUUAACUGUGAUUUUGAUCCGAUGCCACCCCCGACGGGAACAUAUGAACCGGAAGUCUACACGUGCGAGAAUCCGAUGUGUAGGAAACAAGACAUACUCCUAGGACCGGAGAAAACCAGUUUUAGGUCCUGUCCAGCCUGUUUUACGUUCUACUGCAGUAGCGAAUGCAGAAAGCUUCACUGGCCUUCGCAUAAACAGAGUUGCUACUUUGGACGAGUGAAUACUUAUGUACGAAGUAUAAUCCGCUUGUGCCAACGACGGGAAGAUCUCAGUAUGUAUUUAUCCCAACUCGCAAGAGAUGGUUACAAAAAGAAAGGCCGUGGCGUUGUUAUGGCAAUAUUCAACAGCCCAGAGUUGGCUAGAGAGUUUAUAACGAAAGGUCAUGACGCGUUCUCGGGCCGCAAACCUACUUACAGUUCACUAGCAGAACUUCACCGUGAAGGAAUUAUUUCAAAACACCGCGUUGCACUUAUGCAAGCAGUGCGAGACUAUGAGCCGAAUCAGGAAUUCGUGUUCAAUAUCGCCGUUGUAGCUACGAACAAUAUUCCAAUCACACCAGCACCGCGUUACAAACUAAACACCGUCCUGCAUUGUAUCAAGAUGCCUUUGAACGAUCUGAUUGUUGCAAGACAACCGAAAGACUAUGACAAAGUGGAGACGCGUCUGUUCGCGCUACCCAAGUGCUCUAGACACGAAUUUGUGAACGAGAUGGAAGCGAGGCGACAUUAUUGUCGCAAUUUGUCGAAAAAUCUUCGACAGUAUAAUAUCAAGCUGAAGGAAGAUUACCCAGAAUGCUACAGAAAACUGUGUCUGUAUGUCGAGCAUAAUAUUUCGUUUGAGCCCAUGACUGUAUACGGACAGCGGGGUGGAAUAAACUAUAAGUGUGUUCUAGCACCCGAGCAAACUUACCCGCUAAAUGCAGAGUACUGUUAGAGGGGACUGGGGCUAAAUGCAGUGUACUGUUAGAGGGCACUGAGCCUAAAGGCCGAGUACUGUUAGAGGGGACUGGGGUUAAAUGCAGAACACUGUUAGAAGGGACUGGGGAAACUUUAGUAACUACGGUAAAAUUGUAAAAAUUCUCACAACCCGUUUUAGUAUAGUGGCAAUAAUGCUAGACACAAAAACAUUGCUGGUCAAUCAAUAUCCGAAAAAAAUGUAUGCAUUGACGUUUUAAUAACAAAUUGUACCUGUAUAUAGAGAUUUUAAGAAUUGAUGCGUUUCAAUUAGCACCUAAUAUAUAAUAUGUAUUAAUUUACGUAUAUUCAAAUUAUAAUAUAUACAACUUUAAUUAUUGCUACACGCACAAAUGUGGAAAUAGAUGGAAUAACAUGCAC